CUGGACGUUGAGCGGGGGUGUGGGGGAGAAGCUUUGUUGUCGGAUUGGCGGGGUCCGAAUCCAGCAUCAGACGCGUUGCAAGCUUGCAACCCGCUCGCCCCGUCCGUCGCACUGCAUUGACCAUUGAUACUUGCAAUACAAACAUCAAAUACAGCUCCGUUGGGCCCCAAGGCUGCGGGUCGUCGGCACUACCAGCAGCCUGUCUAGCAGCGACUCCCGUUAAUUCCAGCGUAAUGAAUCCAGCCUUCUUAUUUAUUUGAUACAUACACUCUUAGAGCCCGUGCACGCGUGGCCACGAAAUGGGCAAUGUGGCUCCCGCUGCGCGGCGCCAUAGCGUUGUAACAGCCCUGAAGGACUUCGGGGCUGAACUGGAGCUCUUUCAGCAGGCCGAUCUCGAUAUCCUGUGGGAACAACGGUAUUGCACCGUCGACAGCCUGCGGAGUGCCACUCAUCAAGGCCUUCAAGCCUCUGAGCUGCCGCUGAGCCUCGUUGACCACAUCUUGUCGCUGCAAGCCUCGGCGGCUGGCCUGGCCGUGGGGAGCGCGGCAGGAGUCGGCUCGCUGCCGGCUGCUGCUGGCGUAGCCGGUGGCCCCAGCGCCGCGGGGAGCACGGAGCAGGCAGACGCCGAGUCGCUGCGCGAAGUUGUACGUGCGGCAAUACGGGAGACGUGGCUUGAGAUGGAGGCGAAGCAGCGGCGUGCACGCAAGCCUCAGUCCUUCUCCUCAGUGGGCAGCCAGGACGUGGACACCCUCAUAAGGAGUGUCAAGCUGGUGGCGGUCCGUGGCGAGGCGGUGGCGCCGCAGGAGGCACAGGUGCCGGAAGGCACACCUGAAUGCGCCAGCUUUGUGCGACAGGAGGGCUGCAGUGAGGAUGCCAUGACGCCAGCGCUCCUGCAGCACCACCAGCAGCAGCUGAAGAAGCUCGGCGUCGUGUUUGACGAGCUGGGCGGUUUUGAGAUGUACGAUACCCACAGCAAGGGCAAGCUCUUGCAGUUCACAUGUGAUGAGAAGUCCUUCUCCGGCGGCUUUGCCGGCUGCGUCGCCCCGUACGGCCUGACGGAGUGGAGUCUUGUGCACCAACUUCGGAUCAUCUAUGAGCACAAGCUCAACAUCAAGGCACCCCACAAACGCCAAGCGGUCGUGGAGCUGCUUGGGGCGUAUGCCUGCAGCCCCUGCCCGGUGCUUUUGGACCUGACGGAUGGCCGGAAGCACAACGUCUACACGCUACGCAACAGGCGCUUGUUUGUGUGGGAGAAUCUGACGCCGACGCAGGCGUACUACUUGCAGGCGCAGCACCUGCGGGCGGCGGGCAGCCUGCGGGCGGGCCUCGACCUGCAGCUGCACCAACUCCCCGAGGAGGAGCAGCAGACCGUGCGCCACGUGCAACAGGUCCUGAGCCCCGCGUUUGGUGGCGAGACCGCGCUGCAGGAGCAGCUGGACUCCGUGCUGCCCUUCAUGCCGCCAGAGGAGCGCGAGUCGGUGGAGCUGGAGCUGGUCAGCUCGUGGGCGCAAGCUGCAGACUUUUCUCAACCGCCCGAGGAGGCCCAGACCCCCGCGCCGUCCUGCCCCUGACGCUGCCUUUCUAUGCGUGGUUUCGGGGAUUCGGUGCUUGUACCUGGUGGCCGUCGUCCUGGUGCCGGUCAUGGAGCGGCCAGUCUCCUGGAUGCGUGCGGCGGGCCGCCGUACAUGCCAUCGGUGGAGUAGUAAGACCGGGGGUGCCGCGCAACUGGUAGGUUGCAGUGGUGGCUACUGGGGUGGUGGCAUCAUCAUGAACACGAUGCUGCAGGUGCACCUGUUCGCGUUCAGCGGGCUGCUGCUGGAGUAGUCAGGGCGCCAGCUGGAUGGCUGCUGCAAGGGCAGCAGCAGCAGCCCGGGCACGGGACGUGACGUCAACUCCGCAACCGACAUCCGGCACGCGCUGGUGGAGAUGCUGCUGGGGCACAAGCGACCUGCAUCGCUGCAGACUGGCGGCGGCAGCGGCGGCGGCGGCAGCGGCGGCGGCGCGUGCGCGCAUCUUGGUAGCGGAGGGGGCGGGAAAGGCCACGUGGAGGAAGAGAGCGCAGCGCCGCCCAAGAAGCGGCGCAAGUGCGCAGGCUGAGGAGCCGGCUGGUGUCUAGGUAGCGGUCCGCGGUGGGGCUGGCAGGGCAUGCGUAGGGGCAUGACAAGUAGUGCGGCUGUUGACAACUGUGCUGCGAUUGGCUCUGCCGUGGCAUCGCGAUUGCUAGGCACCCGGUUUGGCUAUGUGCCUGUUGAAAUCGACCCCGGCUAUGUCCGGGCGAUGAGGUUGUUCGGCCUCAGACUGUAGAGGGGCUCAGCCCCUUUGCCCGUGACCAGGGAACACUUGUCACAGACGUGUGUGUUACGCCGACUGUGUGCACACAAAUAACCUAGUGCUGGCAUGCGAACAACACGUAUGGCAAAAUCGAAAUGCAUCAUACGGCGCCAUGACAGAAUGCAGAGCGGGUAGCGGCACCAUGCACGUGCGUCUGUGUGUUUGUGUCGUGUGUGAUGUGCGUGUGGCAUAGGUAGGGGGCUGCGCAGCACUUGCAGACCAGCUGCCCUAUGGCAGCCAAGUCGCCGUUACGGGGCCGUUGGGAUGUGGGGGCCCAGCCCCGUAACUGAUCGGGGCAAGAGGUAGGCCCUUUACACCGGCGCCGACGUUACGGGGCAGUUGGUGGAUGGGGUCCGUAGACGCGGUAGGGGCAGUUUGCGCCAAGGGUCCGUGGGUGCGACGGCUGUCAUGCCCCCCAUCGGGUCCGUAACCAACGGCUUUUGUAGAGCCACCUAAUGGGGCGCCGACGGGGCGUCUGAGCUUGGGUCCGUCUGCCUUGAGGCACCGUGGAUGCGCACGGACCGUGGAUCAUAACGGGUG
Messenger RNA from Chlamydomonas reinhardtii, 2871 nucleotides. RefSeq lists its product as uncharacterized. The transcript is spliced from 9 exons. NCBI's taxonomy places the organism in Eukaryota, Viridiplantae, Chlorophyta, Chlorophyceae, Chlamydomonadales, Chlamydomonadaceae. The record is from RefSeq and is a predicted model, not a curated record. The coding region runs from base 300 to 1571 and encodes 423 amino acids.